CCAAUGAGCGUUGGCAGGCGAGAUUUGAAAGUCUGCCGAGGCGGGCCGCAGGGCCGAAGAGCUGAGGAAGAGGUGGUAGGGGUCGGCGCAGGCUCAUCAAGAUGGCUGCUACCUCCCAGUUUGCCAGUCGAUACAAGAAAGAUUUGAGUACAGAAGCCCUCAGAACAAAAGUUGCUCGCAGAAAAUCGGUGCUUCAAAAGGAGAACAGACACAAGUUGUUUGAAAAGGGCAGACAGUUUGGAUUGGCAGAUGUCAAUGUUCAGCUCUCAAAGAGGGGAAUUUCUCAACUAAAUGAGACGAGUGAAAUAUGCUUUCAAGAGAACAGCAGUGUAAAACAGAAGCAAUCUACAAAUGUAACCACCAGCAGGAUUAAUGAACGAAAGGAAAUGCUCCAGCGGUAUAAAGAAGAAAAGGAACUUCGAAAACUGAGAGAGCAGAGAGAGAAAGCAAAAAAGGGCGUGUUUAAAGUUGGGUUAUACAGACCAACUGCACCUGGAUUCCUUUCACUUGCACCUGAAGAUCCAGUGAUAGUGAAGCCACGAGAGAAGGCAGCUCCUGCUUUCUCUGGGAGGAUUACUCGAUCAAAGGCCAAGAUCCAAGAAGAAAAAACUGUGAUACCAACGGUGUCCAAGCACUCUACGGUCUGUGCCAACGGGCAUAGUGUGCGCCCUACGCAAGCAGGACGUAAGCAGAUGAAUACAGGCAAAGGGGUUGAAAAAGAGAAAGUGUUGCAGACUACAGUCCAGACAACCUCAAAUGCAAGAAUCACCAGAGCUGCCACCUCUGCAGCUGGGCAGAUGCUGAAAACAACAGCUACUGCUGGUAACCAGUCACAGAGAAAGACAGCAAAUGUAGGAAAGCAGAAGAAAGCAGUCAAACCUGACAGCGUGGAGGUAAUUCCUUCUAAACAUGAAGAGGAUAAAAAUGCUCAGCUGGAUCCAGCAGUGAAAGAUUCUGCAGCUGAUUCUAAACAUUCAGUGUCAACAGAACUUCAACAGGAACAGACCUCAGGGGAAAACAAAACCAAUUCUGCUCCAGGGAGACCCAGAACGCGUUCUUUUGCACCUCAAAACUUUGUGUUUCAGCCAUUAAAUGGAUUAGCGACCUACAAAGUUACACCCAUGACUCCUUCGAGGGCAAAUGCUUUUUUGACACCAAAUGCCUUCUGGGAUUUUUUGAAAUCUCCAGUUAAUAUAGUUGAAAAAUCCAGUGAAGCUGAGGCACAAGAGUCUAAUUUUAAAAGUCAAAUUUCACCUGCUGCUAAAGGCAUUCAAGAACAGCAAAUCACUACAAGUUUGGAAGGAGAAAAAGCAAGUGAAUCGGAUGAGAAAACUUCCAUUCAGAGAUCAAAUGAAACAAUUCCUGUCUCUACAGAUAUAACAGCGCUUGAAAUGAGGUCAGAUGAUAUAAGAGAGCAAGAGCAUGACGUGCCCUAUUUCAGAAACAUUCUUCAGUCUGAGACAGAGAGGCUGAUGUCUCAGUGCCUCCAGUGGGAUGGAAAAUUUGAGCUGGACAUUCCAGAGGAUGCUAAAGAUCUUAUUCGCACCACAAUCGGUCAGACAAGACUGCUCAUAGCAGAAAGGUUUAAACAGUUUGAAGGACUCGUGGAUAAUUGUGAAUUUAAACGGGGUGAAAAAGAAACGACGUGUACAGACUUAGAUGGGUUUUGGGACAUGGUUAAUUUUCAGAUAGAAGAUGUGAAUAAAAAAUUUGAUAAUCUGAAGAAGCUUCAAGACAAUGAGUGGCAACCACUUGAUGUCCCAAGCAAAGCAAUUGUCAAGAAAAAGACUAUUCCAAACGGAGUGGCUAAGCCAAAGCUGGGGGCGGCUGGAAGAACUGCUGCCCGAAACCGGCUUGCUGCUAUAAAAGCAGCUAUGAGGGAUAAAAUGAAGCAGGACGGCGCUGAUGGUUGUACACAUGAGGAGAAGGUACCCGAAGUAGAAAAAGUGGUAUUUGAAGCAGGAUUUUUCAGAAUUGAAAGCCCUGUGAAAAAUUUUCCAGGCUUGCUUUCAAAGACACCUUGCAGAUCUUCCCAGCGGACUUCCGACAGACUGGCAACUCCAAGAUCAUCCAGCAGAGCUUUGCUUCAGAGCAUUCCUUCUGUUCUUUGUGACCCUGAGGAUACAAUUGCAAAACAAACAUCACCAGUGCUCGAAGGCUUCCACCCAGCACAAAAUUUGAAAAUGCACCAACUUCCCACUGGAGAAACUCCCCCACUCGAAGAACUCCCUGGCAGCUUGCUUGAACAAAGCCUUUCUGUAGCUGCAGAAGGACACCAUCCUGUUGCUGGCACAGCAGAGGGAACUAAUGUGCAGGAAAAUUUUAGCAGUGAAUCAAAACUAAUGGAUGGCAUGGAAGAGAUGGAACUUUCUGCUGCAGAACAAGGACAAGAUAUUGUCAUGUGCAGUCCAGAGAAAGAGACCCGCACAGAGACUGACUUUGCUCAGUCUGGAGAACCAAAAAUACAUCAAACAGAUGCUUCAUGUAGUGAUUUGACAUCCACGGGCAGAAAUCCUUUUGAUAUGCCAAUGCUUGACACUGAGCUUCCCUUCACCCCAGUCAAGAGCAAAGCCCAGAAGUUUGCAGCAGCUGAAGCAUUUGAUGAUCUUAUUGUAUUUUCUCCUGUUGGGGAAAAAUGAAAAGCGACUUGAAAUUCAAAAUGCCUAAAUUACAUUAACGAGAAAACCCACAGAGGAUAUCUGGAAUACGGUCUGCUACCCUUGAGCUGUGUUCUGAGUGAAUGAGUACCUGUAGUAUUUUUGUAGUGGAACCCAUUAAAAUAUUUUUUAACGUUUUAUGGUGCGGUCAUGCACCGUAAGUACUGCUGUGUAUUAGUGGUGGGAUGUUUGGUUAUACCUGCUGUAUCCACUGAUUGCAUAUUUGGACUACAACCUACCUAAAAUAUUUUUAUUUUUGUAUAAUUUUAUGUAUUUCCUGUCUACUUCAAGUGUAAAACUACUCAUCUUUAAGCUUUUCUGUCCUGAACUUACUCCCCUCAUAACUGCUAUCACAAGCUGCCAUUAGACUAGCUGUACCUGCCCCCUAUUUCUGAUGCAAGGGAGGGCACCUUCUGGGGGUAAGACUCAGCCUGUUGCCUCCCCUGAAGCGCUGUCCCAUACUCUACCGCUGUUGCGAGGGUGCUGUGGCACCCGUGGGCGCCCGUGUUCUGUGCAUUAACAACUCGGCCUCAUCAGCAGAUGUGGCAGGGUUUGAUGCAUGUAAUUCUUCCCAGCGGGAGUGUUCCCGGUGUUUAACAACCACUUGCUUUGUAAUAGUAGAAACUAUCUCAGAACGAGGAUUUCAAAGCCAGAUAAUGCCUUUUCCUGGCAAUAUGUUAAAAUAGGCAUUGAUUAUUAUUUCCUUUAAUGACACAGUUAUCUAUUGAAUAUCUUAAGUACCUUCAAGCCAAACCCCUUUCUCUCUCUGCUGUUUCAUGUGAAAAUCUCUUAACCUCUUCCUCUGAAUACCUGAUAUGUUAACCUCAGCCUCUUCUCCCAUCUUGUUCCUUAUGCAUCCUCUUAUCUGGACUUUAAUAUAUUUAUGCAUAAGGAGCAUGCUGGUUGUAUAUACUCUGUAUUUGAGUAGUGGUAUUAGAAUACCUCUAGUUGUUUUAUUUUUAACAAAUACAUAGCUGGGCUUCUUCUUGUAAAGGUGACCUGAGUGUAAUAGGCACAUUCUUCCACAAGCGUUUAUUUUAAACCAAGCAGAGGUAAUUUGAAUCCCUCAGCAGAAAGCAUUGCCCCUGCAGUUGGGGGAGCUCAUCUUGACUCCCCCAGUUUUAACCUGGAAGCUGUGUACUGAUUACACUGAAAUAAAUAGAGGAAGCUAAUGUG
Phalacrocorax carbo (great cormorant) is the source of this 3833-nucleotide messenger RNA. NCBI's taxonomy places the organism in Eukaryota, Metazoa, Chordata, Aves, Suliformes, Phalacrocoracidae. The record is from RefSeq and is a predicted model, not a curated record.